UGUCCGGCCUGAGCAGGCACACCAUGAAUAGAUACACAACGAUCAAGCAACUUGGGGAUGGAACCUAUGGUUCCGUCCUGCUGGGAAGAAGCAUUGAGUCUGGGGAACUGAUUGCCAUUAAAAAAAUGAAAAGAAAGUUUUAUUCCUGGGAGGAAUGCAUGAACCUUCGGGAGGUGAAGUCUUUAAAGAAGCUCAACCAUGCCAACAUAAUCAAAUUAAAAGAAGUUAUCAGGGAAAAUGAUCAUCUUUAUUUUAUCUUUGAGUAUAUGAAGGAAAAUCUUUACCAGCUCAUUAAAGAAAGAAAUAAGUUGUUUCCUGAGUCUGCUAUAAGGAAUAUCAUGUACCAGAUAUUGCAAGGACUCGCAUUCAUUCACAAACACGGUUUCUUCCACCGGGACUUAAAACCUGAGAACCUCCUCUGCAAUGGACCAGAACUUGUGAAAAUUGCAGACUUUGGCUUGGCCCGAGAGAUCCGAUCAAGACCUCCAUAUACAGACUAUGUAUCUACCAGAUGGUACAGGGCUCCGGAAGUGCUCCUGAGGUCUACUAACUACAGCUCCCCCAUUGACAUCUGGGCUGUGGGCUGCAUCAUGGCAGAGGUGUACACCCUCAGGCCUCUUUUCCCUGGGGCCAGUGAGAUCGACACAAUCUUCAAAAUUUGCCAAGUGUUGGGCACACCGAAAAAGACUAACUGGCCUGAAGGCUACCAGCUAUCAAGUGCUAUGAAUUUCCGCUGGCCCCAGUAUGUACCCAGUAACUUAAAGUCCCUGAUUCCCAAUGCUAGCAGCGAAGCAAUUCAGCUCCUGAGAGACAUGCUUCAGUGGGAUCCCAAGAAACGACCAACAGCUAGUCAGGCACUUCGAUAUCCUUAUUUCUACAUUCGGCACCCACUGGGCGUCACCACACAGAGCCUUCAGGACUCAGAAAAAUCACAGAAGGAUGUCCUGGAAAAGGCAGGCCUGCCUCCUCACAUGAAGCCAGUCCCUCCUGCCCAGCCCCCAACCAAGCCCCACACGCGGAUUUCUUCAAGACAGCUUCAAGCCAGCCAGCCCCCCCAGCCAACCGUAUACCCCUAUAAAGCAGAGGCUUCAAAGGUAGAUCCCCCAAGCCAUUUUCCAGAGGACAAAUCAAAUCUGUUGCUCUUCCCAUCCCUUCACACCAAGAACCCUCAGUCGAAAAUCCUACCCGGCCUGGAGCACAAAAAUUGUGAGAUCAAGCCAAAGAGUAGAAGAAGGUGGGGUCUUAUUUCCAGGUCAACAAAGGAUUCGGAUGAUUGGGCUGACUUGGAUGACUUGGAUUUUGGCCCAUCCUUCACCAGGAUUGACCUAAAGAACAAGAAAAGACAGAAUGACGAGAGUCUCUGCAGAUUUGAGAGUGUUCUGGACCUGAAGCCCUCUGAGCCUAUGGGUACAGGAAAUAGCGCCCCAUCCCAGACCUCCUAUCAGAGGCGAGACACGCCAACCCUGAGAUCUGCCGCCAAGCAGCACUACUUGAAGCACUCCCGAUACCUGCCCGGAAUAAAUAUAAGAAAUGGCAUCCUCCCGAAUCCAGGCAAAGAUUUUAUUCCAUCUAAUCCAUGGUCUAGUUCUAGUUUAUCUGGAAAAUCUUCAGGGACCGUCUCUGUAGUCAGCAAAAUAAAUUCAGUUGGUUCCGGCUCAGCAAGUUCUAGUGGACUGCCUGGAAGCUAUCUCCCCUCCUUUAUGAAAAGAGAAAUUGGUUCUGCCAUGCAGAGGGUACACCUAGCACCUAUUCCAGACCCUUCCCCUGGUUAUUCUUCCCUGAAGGCUGUGAGACCUCAUCCAGGGCGACCGUUCUUCCACACCCAGCCAAGAAGCACCCCGGGGCUGCUGCCACGGCCGCCGGCUCCCCAGCCGGUGCACGGCCGGACGGACUGGGUUUCCAAGUACGCGUCUCGGCGGUGACAGUCGUGAAGCCCUUCACGGGGCCUGUGGGAUCUUGUCCCUGACCAACUGGUGUUCUAGCUGCAAAAAACUUUUGGAUGGUGUAAAAGCAAAUAC
Molecule: messenger RNA, 2018 nt
Organism: Condylura cristata (star-nosed mole)
Lineage: Eukaryota; Metazoa; Chordata; Mammalia; Eulipotyphla; Talpidae
Gene: CILK1
Product: intestinal cell (MAK-like) kinase
Exons: 13
Coding region: 24-1922 (632 amino acids)
Biological process (GO): intraciliary transport; cilium assembly; protein phosphorylation
Cellular component (GO): nucleus; cilium; cytoplasm
Molecular function (GO): ATP binding; protein serine/threonine kinase activity
Source: RefSeq, a predicted model, not a curated record